Molecule: messenger RNA, 1540 nt
Organism: Myotis davidii
Lineage: Eukaryota; Metazoa; Chordata; Mammalia; Chiroptera; Vespertilionidae
Gene: ZC3H8
Product: zinc finger CCCH-type containing 8
Exons: 8
Coding region: 119-928 (269 amino acids)
Biological process (GO): negative regulation of DNA-templated transcription
Cellular component (GO): nucleus
Molecular function (GO): metal ion binding; RNA binding
Source: RefSeq, a predicted model, not a curated record
AGGGGCGGGCGGCGCAUGCGUAGGCGGUCUGCGGGGCUCCGGGAGCCCCUCCUUCCUCUCCUCUCUCCGCUCCCGCCGGUGGUUGUCACUCGGUACCUGCGGGACUCUGGACGGGAGGAUGGAUUUCGAGAAUCUUUUCUCCAAACCCCCCAACCCGGCCCUGGGCAGGAAGCCGGUCACGGACUCCGACGUCAUGGAUUCCGACGACAGAAUCGAUGAUGAAAUAGAUGAUACAGAAGUUGAAGAAACACAAGAAGAGAAAAUAAAAGUAAAAGUGGAGUGUGAGCAUAUUUCCAAAAAAUUUGGAAACUCUACAACAUCACCAAAGAAUUUGCUACAUAGAAAAUCAAGAAGUAAGGACUAUGAUGUAUACACUGAUAAUAUCUGCAAUCAGGAACCAGAAGAUAAUUUUGCAAAAGAGCUUCAACAGUAUAUACAAGCCAGAGAAAUGGCAAAAGCUGCUCAGUCCUUAUUGUCUCAUGAAGAAUCCAUGAAGAAAGAGGAAGCAAAGUGUACACAGGAAGGUAAAGGUAAAACUAUUUUAUCAUUUAAAGAUGAUAAACCUAAAGAGAAUCAGCAACACGUGCAAAUGAGUCAGGGGUUCAUCAACCAACAUACAGUGGAGCGAAAGGGAAAGCAAGUUUGUAAAUAUUUCCUUGAAAGGAAAUGUAUUAAGGGAGACGAAUGUAAAUUUGAUCAUGAUGCAGAGAUAGAGAAGAAAAAGGAAAUGUGUAAAUUUUAUGUACAAGGAUAUUGUACCAAAGCUGAAAACUGUCUGUAUUUGCAUAAUGAAUAUCCUUGCAAGUUUUAUCACACAGGAGCAAAAUGUUAUCAAGGCGAGGGCUGCAAGUUUUCCCAUGCUCCUCUGACUGCUGAAACACAGGAACUUUUGGUUAAAGUUUUAAACACUGAAAAGAAGUCAUCAUGAAAACCAAAAACAUAAAAAUAAGCCAAAGGCAAGGUGAUAAAUAUGAGCCAAGAAUCAAACCUACAUUCAUUGUCCGAGUCCACCUUUCUGCUCACCCCUCUCCACCGAAGGCCGCGUUCACUGCCUCGGCUCCUGUUGACAGCACACAGCACGAAGCCGGUGUGAGAAAGGAGGAAACAAGACAUCCGCAAGGAAAGGACCUAUUUAGAGGGCUGAGAGGAGAGGAGAGAAUGUGCAUGUUGACUAGGGAGGGACAAGCUGCCCAGCUCACCUCAAAGUGGUGUUGGUUCCUGUGAAAUGUGCAACACUCCUUUACAUCAUUUAAAAAUGUGGGGGAAGUAAACAUUUUUGGUUAUUAUGUCACUAAUUCUGAGGUACGUGUUUGUAGUUAACAUCUCUAAGGUUGGAGUGUCUUUUUCAGUUGGUAUAAUGUCACAUUUUAAUUGUCAGCUUAUUUUUAUUAGUACAUGAAUAAUGGCUCUUGUUAAGUUGGUGACAUGUUUAGAUUUGAAUGUAAUUUUAAACUGAAGUUGUACAUGUAUAUAGUCAAAAGUUUACUGUGAAAUAAAAUUUGUUAUGAAAUUUAUUUUGGAUUAAUAAAUUAUGAAAACA